UAAACAAAAUAGCAUGACUCAGGUAUAAUUCAACAACAAGUUAUCUAGUACUGUUUUUAAGGUAAUGACUAUAAUCAUUGUUUUCAUGUUGAUCUAGUAAACCACGCAAUCAAAUACAUUGACAUUAGUAUAUUUACAACAUCUAAUUAAAUAUUUACCGCACAUUGUUCUCCACAUUGAUAAAUAUUAACUUCAUUUUAACUUUAUUGACCUCAUCACAAAAGGCAGGACCAAACCCACCAUGCUAUUGCCUAUUGCAGACAACGUAGUGUUUAUACCGUAAUGAUAGCUUAUUAUAAACGUAUAACAACAGGUUAUUAUAUACAACCCAUGAGUUUUCGUUGCCAAUCAGCCACCGCCCUUUUCGAGUCACUCAUAGGUGGGCUUGCAGCCAGAGUCCGUUGUAUAACAAAGAAGAACAGGUGGACUUUUACUGGAGCGAGAGAUGACCUUACACGGCGCGCGCACACAGACACACGCACAGGCACACGCACUGUUCCUUCAUUGUGACAUUGUCACCAAUGUUGUAACUCGAGUCUAUUUUAAAUGGUGCCUUGCAAGGCAACUGUGGCCUUUUCCCUUCCUUCCAUCUUUGUAUCUCGUCUGUCACUUCGAGCAAAAUGUACAAUGACAAUGACAAACAGCAACAUGUCACCCAACCCACCACUAUUUUACGGUAUAUCCAAAUGUGUUUGUGUUGGGUUGAGUGUGGACUCUGUAGCUCUAUAGAUAGGACUCUAUAGGGGGUGUGUGUGAAAGGGUAGUGAGGUUGUAAAAGAGGUAUUGGUGCAACAUGAAGACAUUUGUCUUGUUUGUGUGUUUUGUACAUUUCUGUGUGAGAUAUGUCUGUCAAAGUCCAUAAAAGAUUGCAAUGAGGACACCGAGUUCAGUUUCAAAAGUCCCAUAGAAAUGAACCAGGGCAUGGUAACCAUUGCCAAUGAAGGUCAAUACAUCUUCGGCCACACAAUUCUUGGUUACUUUACAAACUCUUCGGAAAGUGUACCCAAGAGGCAAAGAAAGCUCCAGAAAGCCCAAGGGCUGACUGACCGGGACAAUAACUCCUGGCCGUUGCCAAAUCCGGUUCCCACUCAACCCCAAAAAAGGAAAGGAAUGUUGAAGAUGUCUUCGUUUGACAAGACUGCAAAAGUUCACACCACAAAACGAAAAUGUCUACGAUAAGGUGCAGCUGUGCAGUUGCUCUGUUUGGAGUGCUAACUCCAUCCAACUAAUGUUGACAUUUACCGUUUGUUUACAGCGUCGCUGUACUGGUAUUUUUAGAACGUCACAGGGCGACAGUAUGUAAGGAUCGAACCAGGAAUGUGAGGCCAGGUGGUGCAUGUGUACAUGUGUGCAUGUGUGCAUGUGUGUGUAUGUACAAUCGUACAUGUAUGCAUGUGUGUGUAUGUACAAUCGUACAUGUAUGCAUGUGUGCAUGUGUGCAUGUGUGUGUGUGUGUGUGUGGAACUAACUUUGAUUGACACCAGUGACUCAACCUCCUCAUUCGACCUUAGACCCUUCCCUUUUUUAGAUUUGACUUGUAAAUGUCUCUCCUGGGAAUGCAAAUGUUGGUGCCAGGGUAUUCCUUAGGGCGGUGAUGUAGUACAGGGUGCUUGAUGUGAGUUUGGGUUUAUGUUCCUUGCAGUUGUGUUUGCAGCUCGGGUACAUUUGACAAUGGGCAAAUUUAGACAAUAAUUUUGUAGCUAUUGCCACAAAUGUUAUAAAUAUUUUACAAUCACUAUUGGGAUUAGGUCAUUUUUUAUUCGAUAUAUUACGGUCUUAAAUUCAAACUUUAACCGACUUUGACUUAACUUAUAAAAAACACACCGUUAAGCUGAUUCUCAGUUCUAACAUGUUUGUGCCCAUUACAUAUUUGAAACACAUGUACUACAUAUAUUGAUUGAUUUUACACUUUAUACAACUUUUAAUCAUGAAAAUGUCCUUUGUCCUUUGUGACAUGAAAGUGGUCCCCAGAAGGCUUGGUGAGAACAUGUCAGUGAAUACUCCUUGCAGCUCACUGCAGCUGAGGCACAUUAGCUUUGGCCUAGAGACUAGUUAUCAAAUUUAUCUUUUUCACUUCACAGAUACCAACGAGCACUGAUCACGUAGUUCACUUGACAAGUAAUCCAUUCUACUUUAACUAAACCAUGAGAGGUCAGGCCUUUUCUUCAGUAGUUGUGUGGUCGGUUGUUAGGAAUUCCCAUUGCUGGUCUAGUUUUAUAAUUCCUGUCUAUCCUGUCCUGUUUAUCUGUUUAUCUGUAUGCUUCAAAGCACCCCCGAUUUUUAUAUAAACCAAGUCGAUUCACAUUCAAAUCUAUGGAAUUUGCGUCUGUAAAUAAGUGAAGUAAGGCAGCAAGUUUCCUUUGAAUAGUGGUGAUUAAAAGUGAUCAUGAUAAGUGGUGUUUCACGUGACUAUACACAAAAUAAUAGACCGUAACAAUGGGUCUGCCUGUUUCUAAAGUACGCUCUGGCCUGUUGUACUUAAGAGAUUAAAAGAGAACUUUGUAGUCUAAAAGGUAUUUAUUUAUGCAGCCUAAUGAUUAAUAAGAGACUCAAAAAAGACUGAUGGAUGUUCAGUGAAAUAUAUUUUUACUUUUAUUCCAAUACGGUUUUAGGGAUCGGAAAUUGUGUUGACACUGUGAAUAAUGGUUUUCUGCAUCCCUAUUUCUGAAAAUGUAUCAUGAUUCUAGUCUAGGUUGUUGCAAUAUUUACAGGAAUCAUUCACUGGGGUCAGGUACUUUCAAUCUUUACCUGACAUACUUUCUAUGUGAACUACUCACCACCAGUAUGAUUAGGGAGUCAGUUAAUGAGUCACAGUCAGACGGAUCUAUACAACCCCCUCUCUGGAAGUCCUUCUCCUCCAGAAGUCUGUAAUCUGCCUGCUAAUCCCUUGUAAUAAUCCCCUGUGUGUCUUCACCUAAUACACAUUAGCAGGUAGCUACUUUAGGGUCGGCUGGGUUCAGUGUGUACAGUAUGUGGAUAUUUCUUCAAAUUAUAAAAUGCAGGAAGUGUUAUAUUAGAUACUUUUGGCGAGUUGAGGGGGAAACAAAUUAAGAAUUUAUGUGUUCCACGACAGGAUUGUGUUCCACCACAGGGAACAGUAUCCGAUGAAUUGUGUAUGCUUUCUUUUAACUGUCUCUCUGAAGGCAUCUGUUCAAUGUGUCACACUUUUACCUGAAAAAGGGCCAGAGCACUGAGAAGUUGAUAAAAGUUUAUCUUGUACAAGGAAAAUUAAAAUAUUAGGGGUAAGGUAAGAGACAAGGUGUUCUGGAGCUGUCGAGGCGGAGUCCGUUCGCCUGCUGGUUCAGCUCCAUGCUCUUCUGCUUCGGAGGAGCCGUCCUGUCCGGCCUCAUGAUGGCCGAGCCGCCAAUCGCCCCGCUGUCCAACAGCACCAACGUCCUGCUGGCCUCGCUCAUCUGGUACCUGGUGUUCUACUGCCCCUGGGACCUGCUCUACUCCUGCGCCGCUCUGCUGCCCUUCCGGCUGGUUCUGUCAGGGAUGAAGGAGGUGACGCGGACGUGGAAGGUGCUGGGGGGAGUGAGCCAGGCCAGCAUCAAGUACCAGGACAGCCUGCUGGUCAUGAUCGCCAUCGGCUGGGCAAAAGGUGCUGGAGGCGGGCUGAUAGCUAACUUUGAGCAGCUGGUCCGAGGGGUCUGGAAACCUGAGACCAACGAGCUCCUUAAGAUGUCCUACCCGACCAAGAUCACCCUGAUCGGGGCGGUGAUGUUCUCCCUCCAGCACACCAGCUACCUGCCCCUCCAGAAGCACCACCUCAUGCUCAUCUACACCGUCUUCAACGUGGUCAACAAGGCGAGGAUCAUCAUCACAGGCUCCUCCACCUCCCCCUUCGCCCUGUUGGAGUCGGUCAUCUACAAGACACUGUUUGCCGGCUCCUCCUCCUCCUCCUCCUCCUCCUCCUCCUCCCCUUACACGGCCCUGAGCUCCGACGGCAAGAAGCCAGUCGCCAUCGACAACGGCAACACCUCCGCGAACAAGAAGAAACCGUCCUCGUCCUCCACGCCGACCAAGGAGUCCGGGGAGAGGAGAAGCCAGGCCUUGGCUUCCCCUACUCGGGGGAAGAGAGAAGACCAAAGAAGCGCCAAGACCAAAGAACAGGAAGAAGACAGUAGCUGUAAGAAGACUGACUAGUCGGCCAUUUUGACCGUAGUGCCUCUCCCUUCUCAAUAAAGCAAGAGGCUUGUUUUACAUUGGCUGUCAGCAUGUGACGAGGCUUACUUUUGGUACUCUCUCUCUCUCUUUGCUGUAUAUAUUAUAUUUUUAUAAUUUCCUGAGCUGUAUUUAACUCUUGAACUGACAGGGAAAAUAAUUACAAUGGGGACGUAAUAAGCCCCUGUUGAAAUCGAAUAUGAGUGUGACGCCCCAAUCAAAGUUCUCCUAUUUAAUUCUAGGGUGAGGGUGACCCCAUUUUCAUCAUGCAGUGCUGUAGUACUCCUUCAUGGUGUGAUUGAGCACCAUGCUGAACCCCAGCGAAUGCUGAAUGUGUUUAGCAGGCUUUUUAUACAUAUUUAUAAUGACAAAUCAUAGUUUAUUAUAGCUUAAUCUAUCAUGUUUGGGGACAAACCUGGACUGUUUAACUACUGAUCUGAUGUUGUUUGUCCGCUCUCUCUUCUAUAUAAAUGCUUAUUUAGGUACAAUGUACAGUAUGUACAUACUCCUUACGCUGCACUUUCGGAAGAAAUUCCUAAAAACAUUCAAAUAUAUAUUGUCAGGUACUAUUGAGAUAUUUUAUCCUGUGCAUACAAUGAAUUGUACUGCUGAAUGUAAAGAAUAUUUUUUUCUUAAAGAGAAUGCUUUUUUACACUCUAUUCAGAUUAUAUGGUGGAUGCUUUUGAAUACGUGGGAAUGCUUGAAAAUAAAUAUAUUAAUACGAAUACCAAAACUUGUGUGGUUCCUUCUU
Messenger RNA from Gadus chalcogrammus (walleye pollock), 4915 nucleotides. RefSeq names its product transmembrane protein 38B (gene tmem38b). Gene Ontology annotation, molecular function: potassium channel activity; identical protein binding. Gene Ontology annotation, biological process: potassium ion transmembrane transport. The coding region runs from base 3310 to 4146 and encodes 278 amino acids. Lineage: Eukaryota; Metazoa; Chordata; Actinopteri; Gadiformes; Gadidae. Gene Ontology annotation, cellular component: membrane. The record is from RefSeq and is a predicted model, not a curated record. The transcript has 6 exons.